This is a messenger RNA of Tetrahymena thermophila SB210, 2877 nucleotides long. RefSeq lists its product as hypothetical. The transcript has 3 exons. Lineage: Eukaryota; Ciliophora; Oligohymenophorea; Hymenostomatida; Tetrahymenidae. The record is from RefSeq and is a predicted model, not a curated record.
AUGGAUUUCGAUUCUUUUCAAUCAGACGAUUCAGAAUAAGAAUAAACAGAGCUUAACACUGAAACUUAGUAAGGUCAAGAUGUUUUAGAAACCUAGCAGCCUACAACUGAAGGAGGCUAGUAAAUAUAAAACAAAGAGAAACAAGAAUUUAUAGCUGAUAUAAAUUCGGAUGAUAAAAAGAACAAAGAUUGCUAAAUUCCUAUGUCACCAAUGCAAUAAAACGUUAUGAUAAAAAAUUAAUCCUACGUAUGCACUCCUUCCGAUGAAGAAGUACAAAAAAGUUAAUAGAGCUUGGAGAAUUUGUAGAAGCAAGAAAAUAUUCCAAUAUAAUAGGAAUUAAAAUAAGAGGUUUUGGAUUCAUAAAGCAAUAACAAUAUUGUCAGUAAGUUGGAGAUAAAUGAGCUGAGCUAAAUGAAAAAUGAUUAUGAAGCCAUAAUUUCAAAGAAAGAUGAGUAAAUAUAAAAUUUAGAAUAGCAAAAAUCUGAGUUAAAAGAAGUAAAUUUGUAGCUUGAAGUCUAAUUGAACAAUCUAUAAGGUUAAAAUUCAUAAAUGGAACAAAAUAAUUCUUAGCUUCAAAGCAGUAUUGAAUAAUUGAAGCAAAAUAUUGAAGUCAUAUAAAACAGUUAUACUCAGUUGCAAUAUAAUUAGAAUAUGCUUUUGUAAUAGCUUUAAUUUUAUUAAAAUAAAGAGCAAGAGCAAAUUAAUGAACAAAUAAAUCUCGCAAAAUUGAAAUAGGGGGCUAAAGAUAGUAUAAGCAACUGGGUUAACUAAUAAGAUGAAGCUACUAGUAUGGUCAUAUAAAAGAUCAAUUCUCAAUUAGGUUAAGUUUAGAUUAAUCCUAUCUAGAAAAUGUAAAGAGAAUCUAAAUUUAAUAUACCAUAGCAGCAAUCUAGCUUAAACAUUUUAAAUGUUAAUCAAAUCAAGCAAGCAAGUUCUUUAACUAGUAGUACUAAAAAAGUUUCUUUGCUGUAAAAGUUAAAGAUUAAACUUUCAAACAAAUAUAGUGACAAUCCACAAUCACAAAGUGUAAGUCCUUCUAAUACUUUAUAGAAUUUAGAAACUCCCACAUCCUAAAAUCUCAUAUUAAGUCAAAAAUUGCAAACAUUAAACUCAAAUCCAAACUAAAACUAAGACUUUUAAGUGUUAUAUUCAAAAAAAUCUAGUAAUAAAACCAGUGAAAACAAAAAAGAUGAGAUAUUUAAAUAGGAGAUUAUCCCUUAAUAAUAUCCUUAACCAUUUGAAUUACAAUAAAUGAUGGAAAGUUAAAUAGUUGAUAAAAUUUUACCAAGCUAAUUUCAAUAAUAAAAUGAGUUCUUUGAUUUAGAAUAAAUCAGCAAACCAAACCCUCAAAAUUAAGAUGAAUAACAAAAUGGAACCUCAGAAUAAAAUUUAGAUUAAAAUCCUUAUCAUAUUAAAAGUGAUUUUAAUUAGCCAAAAACUGCAUAUUUUACAAAUUAAAACCAAUAAGAUUAAAAUUAAGGUCAAUAUUAGUAAGAUAACUAAUUUUAUAACUAAUAACUUUAAAACUAAAAUUAAGUGAUGAAUGAUAAUUACUAAGGAUAGUACCAAUAACCAUACUACUAAAAUCCCCAGCAAAAUUUUACAUUUGCUCGUUAAUUUAAUAAUUAGAAUACAGAAAAUGUCAAUCCCAAUUAAUUUAUAAAUUAAUAAAAUAUCUAAUAAUAACCAUUUUCAUUUAAAUAAUAAGUUGUAGAUAACAAUCAAUAUUUUUAAAAUGGAUUUAAUCAAAUGGACAACAAUUAGAAUAAGUCAGGAAAUUAUAAUAACUAAUUUAAUUAAUAUCCCUAAUAACAAACAAUAAAUUAACAGAAUUAAGGUAUGAAUUAGCAAUAGUAAUUUGGAAGCAAUCAAAAGAUAUUAAAUUAGGAUAAUUAAGGAAAUGAAAUAAACUAAUUUGGAAACAUUAAUUAAUAAAAUAUCUAAUAAUAACCAUUUUCAUUUAAAUAGUAAGUUGUAGAUAACAAUCAAUAUUUUUAAAAUGGAUUUAAUCAAAUGGACAACAAUUAGAAUAAGUCAGGAAAUUAUAAUAACUAAUUUAAUUAAUAUCCCUAAUAACAAACAAUAAAUUAACAGAAUUAAGGUAUGAAUUAGCAAUAGUAAUUUGGAAGCAACCAAAAGAUAUUAAAUGAGGAUAAUUAAGGAAACGAAAUAAAUCCAGACACAAACAACUAACAAGGAGGAGUGCAAAAUGAUUCAGGAAACAAUUAGAACUAACUUGAAAAUAAUUAAUAUUUCUAAACAGGCUAAAAAAAUAAUCCUGGAAAUUAGAUAUAAUACUUUGGAAAUAAUCAAUAAGUUGGUUCAAAAAAUAAUUCUGGAGAUUAGAAAUAAUACUUUGGAAAUAAUUUCUAAUAAGGAGUUAUUCAAUAAGCAGUAGGUUUAUAAAAUAGUCCUGGAAAUUAGGUACAAUACUUUGGAAAUAAUUUCUAAUAAGGAAAUAAUCAAUAAGUUGGCUCAAAAAAUAAUUCAGGUAAUCAGAUAAAAUACUUUGGAAACAAUGCUCAACCUCAAAAGUAAAUGAUAAAUUAAGGGUUCUAAAAUAAUCAGUAGUAAUAAUAAGACGUAAAUUAAUAAUCUAAUGGUUAAAAUAACAAAUCAGGAAAUUAUAAAAAUUAAUUUUCUAAUAAUUCACAAGGAAAUAACUUAUAAAUGGGACAACCACAAUAAGCUUAUAAUAAUGCUUAAUUCUAAAAUAAUCCUUAAAACAUUAAUUAAUGGCAAUAAUAAUAAUUUAAAAUUGCUUAAACAAAUUUUGGAUAUGAUUUUAAAUAAGAUAAUAGCACAAUUGAUACAAAAAAUAUAAAUUUCACUCAACAAUAAUAUAGAUUUGCUUAAAACCCUUAAUUUUAAUCAUGA